Messenger RNA from Acanthaster planci (crown-of-thorns starfish), 2920 nucleotides. It is a transcript of the gene sqor, whose product is annotated as sulfide quinone oxidoreductase. Gene Ontology annotation, cellular component: mitochondrion. Gene Ontology annotation, molecular function: FAD binding; sulfide:quinone oxidoreductase activity. The record is from RefSeq and is a predicted model, not a curated record. Lineage: Eukaryota; Metazoa; Echinodermata; Asteroidea; Valvatida; Acanthasteridae.
UAUAGGGAUUGGACAGGUAAGGGGGGACCCCUCAGACCCAUAUCUUGCCUGGUAUACUGAGGUGAGGCCGAUACACGGCGCGCGUGCUUGCCUACUAUACUACGGGACCAGCUGACAUCAUCUGGUCAUCCGAGGUCUGCAUGCUACCAGCAAAGUGCCUGGUGUCUUCCUGUAACAUGAAUUGAACUUUGUACUUUUAUCAUUGAGUCUCUACACAAUUGCAGUACUACUGACAACACACCAGUUGCCAUUGCUCGCAAGGUGUUGUACUUCAACUGAAGUUGUAGCGUGAAUCGCGUCAAGUUUCGGCGGAUUGUAAGUUUUGUGACAAGAGCUUCUCAGCUAGGCCAACAGCAGACCAUCAUGGCCGUCCUAGAACCAAUAACAGGCAUGGCUCGUCAGCUGCGUACAUUCAAGGCGUUACCAUGGGUACUGUCUCGUCAGGUGGUGCCGUCAACAACACAUUGUUCCAGAAGACUGGCCCACAGCCAAGCCCAGCCCGCCCCGGCCAGCAUUUCCCCAAGCAUGUACAAGUUUGUGGUGGUAGGCGGUGGAGCAGGGGGACUUGCCAUGGCGAGUAGUCUGUCUCGUAAACAUGGCAAGGGGCAGGUCGCAGUCAUUGAACCGGGUGAUGAACAUUUCUACCAACCACUGUGGACGCUGGUGGGCGGGGGUAUCAAGGAAAGGGAGGCCUCGCGCAGACUCAUGAAGGACGUCAUGCCCAAGGCCUGCGACUGGAUCAAGGACAAGGCGGUUGAAUUUGACCCUGAGAACAACAACGUCAAGACAUCAGAUGGGAGGGUAGUGCAGUAUGACUAUCUGGUAGUUGCCAUGGGACUUCAACUCAACUUUGACCAGCUCAAAGGUCUACCAGAGGCACUCAAGAACGAUCCGAUGGUUUGUAGCAACUAUUCCUACGACACCGUCGGCAAGACCUUCAAGGCCAUCCAGAACUUUAAGAGCGGCAAUGCCAUUUUCACCUUCCCCAACACUCCCGUCAAGUGCGCAGGGGCACCCCAGAAGAUCAUGUACUUGGCGGAGGAAUACUUCAGACAGAAUAACAAGCGAGACAAGGCUAACGUCAUGUACUUCACACCCCUGGCGUCGAUAUUCAGUGCCCCCAAGUACGCCGCUGUCAUGGCCGACAUCUGCAAGAAGCGCGGCAUCCAGGUCAACCUUCGGCACAAUCUGGUCGAGAUCAAGCCAGACAGCAAGGAGGUUGUCUUUGCUAAGCUGGACACUGAGCCAAAUGAGAUGAUCACAUUGCCCUACGAGAUGCUUCAUGUGCCCCCUCCAAUGGGUCCUCCAGAUCUUCUGAAGGCAAGCCCCCUCGCCGGACCGGCCGGAUUUCUCAGCGUCAACAAGGAAACCGGACAGCACACCAAGUACCCCAACGUGUUUGGCAUUGGCGACUGCACCGACUUCCCCACCUCAAAGACAGCAGCUGCAGCAGCAUCACAAAGUCGUAUCCUGAAGAAGACAAUCGAUGCUGUGAUCGGUGGGCUGACCCCAGUUGACAAAUAUGAUGGCUACACAUCCUGCCCUUUGGUCACAGGGCGCAGGUCCUGUGUGCUGGCAGAGUUCGACUACAACUUGGAACCCCUGGAGACGUUCCCCUUCGAUCAGGGUGUGGAGAGACGGACCAUGUACCACAUGAAGGCUGACGUCUUGCCAACCAUGUACUGGCGCAGUUUUCUCAAGGGUUGGUGGAACGGGCCCAGCGUGUUUAGGAAGAUAAUGCAUCUGGGUUUCUCCAGGUGAAUUAUCACAGACUGACGUGCGAAAGCACAUGUGCUAAUUACACCAAGCCAUACCGACAGUGCCAAGGAAAUGACAGAUACAACUUAAAUUCAGUUUCUAUAGUCACAUAAUUCUUUAUACGCAGAUAAAGUUAUAUAUUUACAUAGAAUUUGCUUGUGUGUUUGGCAUUAGUUGGGUCUUAUUACAACUAUGAAAGCGUAACUAUUUUAACAUUCUUUGAAAAGUGCAUGGGUUGUUAAAAUUCUUGUUAUGACUUUAAACUUCUUAGCAAUGAAGUGAUAAUUUUUCCAUAAACAACUCCUUAUACUUUUCUAUGUUAAUUGUUCAUAUACCAAAGUUGAGUAUGAUGUCACAUGUGGAUCCUUUGAGCUUGUCUAAUAUGAUGUAAAACAUUAAUUCAUUCUAAUUACAUGUACAUGCAGUACAUCUAUGCUUGUAAAUUAAUUUUGUUCUGACCACUAUGCCAUUAAAAACUAAUUUCGUACAGUAUGCAAAAAUUUUUAUGAAUCACAAAGCUUGGCCACAUGCAGCUCUUUCAAAAUGCACAAUUGAAAUCUCAAGAAAUCAGUGUAACACAAUUAGACUAACAAGGUUAGGAACAUUCUUAGAACGAAUCGUUUUAUGCUUGAUUUACAGAGGGUCUUUAGAUGUUGGACAUAUUCUUGAGGUGGAGUUUUUUUUUCUUUUUUCUUGCUGCUCCUUCUGUUUUUAUAUUUCAUAUGAUUCUAUUUUUGUAAUCAGUUAGAAGUUACAAUUUUGUAAAUGUACAAAAGAUUGUAUAACGCAUGUGCACGACUGUGGGUGAUGUAGUUUGAAUUUUGCAGACACAACUCGCCCGCUACGUUGUGCUUUUAAUACCAAAGUAUGCAGAGUGUGCAUAUUUCAAUGAAGAUGUGAGAUGGUUUGCUAGGGAAAAACUAAGGCUGCAUUCGAAUCCGUUGUCUAGAGCUAGGUAUAGGUCUUCAGUCCAUUGAAAGUACGUGGAGACGUGCAGACAAUAGACCUAGCCGUAGCACUGGAAGCCCGUUUCGGACACGGCCUAAGACUCCAAGAUUCGUCUUAUAUUGUGACUACUUUCAUCCAUUUUAGAAUUAGAUAUCAGUUUCAGUGUUUGAUUUUGCUGGAAAUCUUUGCAUUUAUGUGGGAAAAAUAGGUUUGG